Molecule: messenger RNA, 2892 nt
Organism: Diabrotica virgifera virgifera (western corn rootworm)
Lineage: Eukaryota; Metazoa; Arthropoda; Insecta; Coleoptera; Chrysomelidae
Product: another transcription unit protein-like
Exons: 9
Coding region: 105-2819 (904 amino acids)
Biological process (GO): transcription elongation by RNA polymerase II; positive regulation of transcription elongation by RNA polymerase II
Cellular component (GO): Cdc73/Paf1 complex; nucleus
Molecular function (GO): RNA polymerase II C-terminal domain phosphoserine binding
Source: RefSeq, a predicted model, not a curated record
AUUUGACAUUAUAAACACGGUGAAGUGUAAGGUUAGGUUAGGUUUGAGUUUUGGAGUUUUGCUUGCAGUUUGCUUAUUUGUUUAGUUGACCAACAAAGUCCGGUAUGUCUUCGGAUUCUGCAUCCGAUAAUGAAUCAAAUAGAAGUUUAAGUCCUGUGAGAGGCCCGGCCCCAACGCCUGGUCAUGGUUUAGAGAGAUCAGCCUCAAAUUCUCCAGCAUUUGGAAAAUCCAAUGACAUACGAUCAAGUAGAUCUCGAUCAGGAACUCCUGGGUCUCACCCUAGUGGCUCCCCAAAAUCACAAAGAUCGGGUUCUGGAGACUCCCACAGAUCAGGUUCGCAAGCAUCUAGAAGGUCAGGUUCACAAGCUUCCAAUAGAUCUGGAUCACAGGCAUCUAAUAGAUCCGGUUCUCAAGCAUCUCACAGAUCAGGAUCACAGGUAUCGCAAAGAUCAGGAUCACAAGUUUCCCAUACCUCAAAACGCUCAGGAUCCCAUGUUUCUAGAAGAUCAGGUUCUCCUGGCUCUAGAAGAUCAGCUUCACAAGCAUCCAAUAGGGAAGGAUCAGCUGUCUCUAACAGAAAUGAAUCACCUGCAUCAAAUAGGGCUGGAUCGGCUGUUUCUCAUAGAUCCGGAUCAGCUGGCUCAAACAAAUCAGUAGCUUCCAAUAGAUCAGGUUCGGCCCAUUCAAAGAGAUCAGGUUCGGCCCAUUCAAAAAGAUCAGAUUCGGCCCAUUCAAAAAGAUCAGGUUCGGCCCAUUCAAAAAGAUCAGGUUCAGCCCAUUCAAAAAGAUCAGGUUCUAGUGGUUCUAAGAGGUCUGGUUCAGCAUCUCCUACUUCUAAGAGAUCAGGAUCUGUAGCUUCAAAUAAAUCUGAAGGUUUAGCUUCUAAAAAAUCUAGAUCAAGAUCAGGCUCCCCUGCUUCAAGAAGGUCUGGUUCUGCCGCUUCAAAUAAAUCUGGAUCUCAUGUUUCAAGAUCACGUUCAGGUUCAGCAGCUUCUAAAAGAUCCAGAUCAGGUUCUGUCGGCUCUAAGAGGUCAAGAUCUGGUUCAGCAGCAUCUAAAAGAUCUAGAUCAGGCUCUGCUGCUUCUAAGAGAUCAAGGUCUGGUUCAGCAGCAUCCAAAAGGUCUAGAUCUGGGUCUGCCGUUUCUAAAAGAUCAAGAUCUGGCUCAGCAGUAUCUAAAAGAUCUAGGUCUGGUUCUGCAGGAUCGAAAAUGUCUGAAUCUAUUUCUAGAAGAUCACGAUCGGGAUCAGCAGCAUCCAAAAAGAGCCAUAAAUCAAGAUCUAGGUCAGGUUCUGCAGGAUCGAAAAAAUCCGAUGCCAUUUCUAGAAGAUCAAGAUCGGGAUCAGCAGCAUCUAAAAAGAGCCAUAAAUCAAGAUCUAGAUCAGGUUCUGCAGGAUCAAAAAAAUCCGAUGCCAUUUCUAGAAGAUCAAGAUCGGGAUCAGCAGCAUCUAAAAAGAGCCACAAAUCAAGAUCUAGAUCAGGUUCUGCAGGAUCAAAAAAAUCUGAUAAAUCAAGAUCUAGAUCCAGAUCAAAAUCAAAAGUUCGAAGUGGCUCAAAUAGUCCAAACUUAUUAAUUGAUGAAGGUGAGGGUGGUGAAAAACGCGAGAGAGAUAGUUCAGAAGAGAGAGUAGUAACUAAAAAACGGAAAGCGGUUGUUUCAGACAGCGAAGAUGAGGGAGGUGGCAAGGGCGAAACAGAAAAAGUUGAUGCUGCCGACAUUUUUGGUGAUGCCGAUGAUAUCAGUCUUAGUAGUGAGGAUGAAAAGAGAGAUGAAAGAAUGGAUUCAGAUAGGGAAGAUGACAGAGAUGGAAGGAGAUCUAGAUCUGAUGAUGGAAGAAGAUCCAGAUCAGGAGAUGAAGCGGAUCAAAGACCAACUAUUGCUGAUGACGAAGAUAAGGAAAAUGAGCCUGAACCAAUACCAGAGACUAGAAUUGAUGUCGAAGUUCCAAAAAUAACCUGUGAUUUAGGUAGAGAUAUACAUUUUGUUAAACUGCCUAACUUUUUAUCUGUAGAAACACGUCCUUUUGAUCCUGAAACCUAUGAAGAUGAAAUUGAUGAAGAAGAAACGUUGGAUGAAGAAGGUAGAGCUAGGUUGAAACUAAAAGUAGAAAAUACCAUUAGAUGGAAAGAAUCAAUGGACGAUGAAGGAAAUAUGAAAAAAGAAUCAAAUGCUAGAAUAGUAAGAUGGUCUGAUGGGUCUUACAGUCUACAUUUAGGCUCUGAAAUCUUUGACGUAUAUAAACAACCAUUACAGGGAGACCACAACCACUUGUUUAUUCGUCAAGGUACAGGUUUACAAGGUCAAGCAGUAUUCCGAACAAAGUUGAGCUUUAGGCCGCACUCAACUGAAAGUUUCACUCACAGAAAGAUGACUCUUUCUUUGGCUGACAGAUCUACCAAAACAAGUGGUAUUAAAAUCAUGUCGCAAGUUGGUGUGGAUCCUGAUUUAGACAAAGCAACAAGAAUAAAGAAAGAAGAAGAAAAACUUAGGCAAUCGGCAUCCAAACCAAAAACUACUAGAAAGAAGUCCGACAAAGCCUCUAGGGCACUUGAAAAUACUUUUGUUAGGGAGGAAGAAGGUAGUGAUGACGACGGAGCAAUUUCUCUUGCUGCAAUUAAAAGUAAAUAUAAAGGCGGAAGUACUGCACCAAAAGGUGGGGCUAUUUAUUCAUCAGAUGAAGACGGAUCAGAUUUUGAAAACAGUAGAACUAAGAAAAAGGGUACAUCGGGCAAAGCUCUCAAAGACUCUGACGAAGAAGACAAUGAUGAUAACGAUAAUGAAGAAGAUGAAGAGCACGAUAGUGGAAGUGACGAUGAAUAGAAAUUUAUUUAGUUUUUGUGUAUGUAUUAUGUUCAUUAUGGUAUAAUAUACCUAAUAUAAUUUUAAUAAAAUA